Messenger RNA from Prosopis cineraria, 1176 nucleotides. RefSeq names its product UPF0481 protein At3g47200-like. NCBI's taxonomy places the organism in Eukaryota, Viridiplantae, Streptophyta, Magnoliopsida, Fabales, Fabaceae. Bases 1 to 1176 code for a protein of 391 amino acids. The record is from RefSeq and is a predicted model, not a curated record. The transcript has a single exon.
AUGAAAGGGCUCAAAUUAUCUUACCGUGACAAAUUCGUGAAGAGGACUGAUUCGAAGCAUUCGUCAGAUGAUUAUGUUGACACUGUGAGAGGUUGGGAAGCUCAGAUUCGUGGCUGCUAUUCGGAGUUAAUACCAAUGGGGAGGGAUAAAUUUGUAAGCAUGAUUCUUACUGAUGCUUGUUUUAUCAUUGAGUUGUUUGUUGCAGUCUUUCUAGCAGAUAGAGGUGAAUCAAAUGAAGACAGAUACACUUUGUUGGAGAAAAAAUGGCCAAGACUUGAUAUAAUGCGAGACUUGAUUUUACUUGAAAAUCAAAUACCAUUCUUUGUUCUUGAGGGCCUUUUCAACCUAGCUUUUCCCCACGGCUUAAGUGACAACGUCUCAUUUCGCGAGCUUACCUACAGAAAUUUUUGUUUGUCCAUCCUAUCAAGUAUAUAUCCUGCCAAGAAUGAAAUUUUUGGGAACCUUGUGUCAUCAUAUGGUUAUCUUGAAGAACAUCACCUGAAACUCCCUAAUGGUGAUAGGAAGAAAGUGGAACACCUGUGUGGUAUGUUAAGGGCCUUUUACGUGCCAAGUAAUCCUCCAGCAAGAUCAAUAGACCCGAAUAUGACAGUGAAGUGUUCAUGUACUGUAAAUCAACUACAUGAGGCAGGACUCAAAUUUGAAGUUCAUCAAGACAAAGGCAUAUUUCAGCUGGAAUGUUCAGAGGGAGUCAUCAAAAUGCCAGUUAUUGGGAUUAAUGCGUUGACUGAGAUUAUGCUCAGAAAUUUGGUUGCGUUUGAGCAGUGUCAUCACUCUUUUAUGAAGCAUUAUGUUACUGACCACGUGCUACUCUUGUUUUAUCUUAUCAAAGCUGGAAAGGAUGUCGAAAUUCUUGUUGAAAAGGGAAUCAUCGAGAACAUUUUAGGGGAUAAUGAUGAUGUGGCUACCAUGAUCAUCAAACUUCCCCAAAAUACUUGGGCAAUAGGCAACAACACUAAUUACGGCGCUCUAUUUGCAGAGCUGGACAAAUUUUAUAAGAACCCUUGUCACCAGCAUAAGGCAAAUUUUGUGCGUAAAUACUGGAGCACUCCUUGGAAAAGGUUGUCUUUGUUGGGUGGAAUUAUGAUGCUUCUCUUCACUUCGAUCCAAACAAUAUGUUCUCUCAUCUCCUUAAUCAAAGGUGGAGCUCAAAAUUAA